Lodderomyces orthopsilosis Co 90-125 is the source of this 540-nucleotide messenger RNA. RefSeq lists its product as uncharacterized. The record is from RefSeq and is a predicted model, not a curated record. The coding region runs from base 1 to 540 and encodes 179 amino acids. The transcript has a single exon. Lineage: Eukaryota; Fungi; Ascomycota; Pichiomycetes; Serinales; Debaryomycetaceae.
AUGAGCAAACACGAAGAAUCCUUAAUUCAAGAAGCUGAGGAUGUUGAUCCUUCAAUUGCAAAACUCCCUCCUCAUAAGGUUGACAAAGCUGAAUUGAAAGAGGAUAUAAAAGAAGCUCCUUCUGGUGAGCCAGAGGAACAACCGCCUGCUGUGGAUGUCAAAUUCCAAGAAGAAGAGAGAGAGGUUAGUGAAUGGAAUACUAAACAUGGAUUCAAGGAUCCAAAGGAGUCGUUACUUCAAGAAGCCGAAGAUGCUGAUUCAAACAUUACCAAGUUACCAGCACACCAGGUUGACAAAGCUGAAUUGAAAGAGGAGACUACCCCAAACCCAGAAGCGGAUGACAUAGAGCAAGAAACUUUUAAUGAUGACAAAUUGAAAGCGGAAGAAGAGAAGGUUACUCAGUGGAACGCGCAACAUGGAUUCAAGGACAACAAGGAAUCCCUUAUUCAAGAGGCUGAGGAUGUUGACGCUAGCAUUGGUAAGUUACCUGCUCACAAAGUGAAUAAGAAGGAGCUAGAGGAAGAAUUUGGAAAGGAGUAA